Molecule: messenger RNA, 848 nt
Organism: Thalassophryne amazonica
Lineage: Eukaryota; Metazoa; Chordata; Actinopteri; Batrachoidiformes; Batrachoididae
Gene: mrpl32
Product: mitochondrial ribosomal protein L32
Exons: 3
Coding region: 93-632 (179 amino acids)
Biological process (GO): translation
Cellular component (GO): mitochondrial large ribosomal subunit
Molecular function (GO): structural constituent of ribosome
Source: RefSeq, a predicted model, not a curated record
CGCAGUGCGAUGACAUCAUAGAGCCGACUUCAGUGACCGUGAACAGCUUGACAUGCUGCUUUAAAAGUAACGUGAAAAAGGCUUUAAAAAAAAUGGCGAAUUUGGUUGUUUUAGUGCAGGGUGUGAGAUGUUGGCUUCUGCGGACUCAAAGGCGGAUUCUGCAGGCAGCGGCGCUUGAGCCACAUCCGGUCCCGUCACUGGCAGUGAAUGGUCCCGGUCUCCAACCUCAGAUCCAUCCUCAGCAUCAAGAAGAGCAGGAGAGUCCCGAGCACCCCCCUGGCAUUCUGGAUGGCUUCAUGUGGAUGGCAGCACCCAAAUCGAGGCGCAGUAUAGAGGUCAACCGUACCAGGAGGAGAUCUGAGUCCAAACUCAUUAAAGUCAAGACCAACAUUGAGGUGUGUCCACAGUGUGGCCACCUGAAACAGAAGCACAUCCUGUGUAGCUUCUGCUACGAAAAAGUGCGUAUCGAGACGGGUUUAAUCCGUAAGAAGAUCGCCGAGAUGGAAGGCGGCCCUCUGAGAGCGCCAACGGUCGAGACUGUCAUCAUGUACGAGGGCGAAACUCCGAGCGAGAAAGACAAAGACAAGAGGAUAGUGGAGAGACCCAGGAAACGUCCCAUCUGGUUCCACUGACUGCUUACAACAGCUGGAUGUGUUGUUGCGCAAACAUAUUGUAGUAAAAGUCGAGAAUUCAGUACAGGAAGGAACGAUGCAUCAGUUGUCAGUGGAAACGUGCUACAGGUCAGUUAUCUCUGAACACACCUUUCUGUUUAAGGUAAAUAAAUAACAUUUAAUUGAGGCUAAAAUUAUAUCUGUUGGAAAAAUAAACUUUUUUUUUCCUCCACUGUA